Messenger RNA from Ilex paraguariensis (yerba mate), 381 nucleotides. Lineage: Eukaryota; Viridiplantae; Streptophyta; Magnoliopsida; Aquifoliales; Aquifoliaceae. The record is from the annotation of a GenBank genome assembly.
AUGGCAGAAAAGAACCAGCAGGUGUAUCCCCUAGCCCCGGCAACGGAGGGCCCAAGGAGCGAUGUAGAAUCAAGCUAUUUUGCAAUCCAAGGAGCUUCAAAAGAAGAAAAGAUUGAAAUGCUUCGCCUAUAUUGCUUUACCGUGAUUAUCCUCGUAUUUGCCCUCACUGUUAUGCGCAUCAAAUCGCCUAAGGUCAGGUUAGGCGCUGUCACUAUUGACACUGUUGGUGACUCUGUAAGGAUAACAGCACAAGUGACGGGCAGUUUGGUGAUCCCGGAGGGAAGGGCCAAGGCACGAUCGACGAAAAAAGUUUAUAUCAAUGCAGAAUUGCUUCCUUCAAACACUGGCAAUGGGGUUUUUGGAGCUGAUAAGCCAAGCUAG